This is a messenger RNA of Necator americanus (New World hookworm), 459 nucleotides long. RefSeq lists its product as uncharacterized. NCBI's taxonomy places the organism in Eukaryota, Metazoa, Nematoda, Chromadorea, Rhabditida, Ancylostomatidae. Bases 1 to 459 code for a protein of 152 amino acids. The record is from RefSeq and is a predicted model, not a curated record. The transcript is spliced from 3 exons.
AUGGAGUUGGUGCUGCUGGCAUCACUUGAAGUACUUGACAUUUCACAACCAAUCGAUAGGAAAUUCGUGUUCUUCGAAAAUACUGGGCAGAUUUCUGAAAACAAAGAAGCGGCUGAUAGAGAUGUAAGAAAAAUGCGGUCAAGUUGUGUCAAUGGGAGAAAUGCGGUUGUGAAGCUGGAUGCAAAUGUUGCGAAGGAGGUGCAUGCCAAAAAGAUUGUCAGUGUUGCUCGAAAGGUUGCAAAUGUGGGCCGAACUGUAAAUGUGAAGGCGACAAAUGUUGCGGUGAUGAGAAAUGUUGUGGAGGUGAAAAGAAAUGCUGUGCUGAGGGUAAGAAAUGCUGUGAAGAGAAAACAUGCUGCAAGUAGAUGCAAUCGACUCAGAUUGGACUUGUGGCGCUACGGCACAAUUGGCAGCACCGUUAUCAAUUCCAUUUCGCUUCUACUUUUUUUUUUCGCUUAA